Molecule: messenger RNA, 1328 nt
Organism: Neoarius graeffei (lesser salmon catfish)
Lineage: Eukaryota; Metazoa; Chordata; Actinopteri; Siluriformes; Ariidae
Gene: hao2
Product: hydroxyacid oxidase 2 (long chain)
Exons: 7
Coding region: 39-1118 (359 amino acids)
Molecular function (GO): FMN binding; oxidoreductase activity
Source: RefSeq, a predicted model, not a curated record
CCAACACCUGUGUGUUUUACUAGUUAUUUUGUAUCAGGAUGGACACUGUGGCUAAGGUGUGUCUGACUGAUUUUGAGGAGUAUGCCAAGCAGCACCUCUCCAAAUCUACCUGGGAUUAUUAUGCAGCUGGAGCAGAUGAGUGCUGCACCAGAGAUGACAACCUCCAGGCCUACAAAAGGAUCCGUUUAAGGCCACGGAUUUUACGGGACGUGUCAAUAAGUGAUACACGAACUACCAUUUUGGGCACGGAGAUCAGCUUUCCUGUAGGCAUUGCACCUACUGCUUUUCAUUGUUUGGCCUGGCAUGAGGGAGAGCUAGCCACUGCCAGGGCCGCAGAAACUGUGAACACCUGUUACAUUACCAGCACUUACUCCACAUGCUCAGUGGAGGAGAUUUGUGCAGCAGCUCCAAAUGGCUACCGCUGGUUCCAGCUCUAUGUGUACCGUGACCGCAAACUAUCAGAGCAGCUGGUGCACAGAGUGGAGGCACUCGGUUACAGGGCCUUGGUGCUCACAGUCGACGUGCCAUACACUGGCAAACGUCGUGAUGACAUCCGCAACCAGUUUAAGCUUCCCCCUCACCUGAAAGUGAAGAACUUUGACAACAUGUUUCCGGACACUGCAGCUCCUGAGGAGUAUGGUGUUCCAUCCAAUACGUUGGACCCAUCCAUAAGCUGGAAAGACAUACACUGGCUGCAGUCUCUCACCCGCCUGCCCAUUAUCAUUAAAGGUAUCCUGACUAAAGAGGAUGCAGAGCUGGCUGUGGAACAUGGUGUUCAAGGGAUCAUUGUAUCCAACCAUGGAGGCCGACAGCUGGAUGGGGGACCAGCCACAGUUGACUGUUUGUCUGAGAUAGUGGACACAGUGCAAGGCCGGAUCGAGGUGUACAUGGACGGAGGAAUUCGCACAGGCAGUGAUGUAGUAAAGGCCUUGGCUCUGGGAGCCAAGUGUGUGUUUAUUGGAAGACCUGCAAUCUGGGGCCUUGCUUACAAGGGUGAAGAGGGCGUGAAAGAAGUCCUGCAAAUUCUAAAUGAUGAGUUCCGUCUAUCCAUGGCCUUAUCUGGUUGCAGAAACGUGGCUGAGAUCAACAGGAACCUCAUUCAGAUUUCUAAACUCUGAUCAAAUAGAAGGGAAUAAGGACGAGAUCAAGAUAAGCUUCAGUCCAGCACAUUCUCUAUAAGACACCUUUAAUGGCUAUCUUCUUGCUCAAAGGCUGAUGAGCACAGAAUGGAUGUAUUAAAAUGGUUUAUAUUCUAUUAUUCAUUCAAAUAAACUACGUACAUGGGCAGUAAAAAAUCCUUAACACUAAAGAUAAUUGACUAUGAUCAA